AUGCCUUCCUCCCCCGAACGUGAACAUCCACAGUAUAUUCCCAUCCCAGGGCAGACUCUACGCUCCGCGAUGAAACAUCCGUCUCGCCCUUCCACUCCCGUACAGUCCCCAGGUUCUCCCUUCCUGCGCUCUUCGCCGUUGCCCGGGCCCACAUCUCUCCUCAAUGUACCAACUUCGCCUUCGUGUUCGCCUUCCCAGUCUCUCGCCACCCAUCAAGACCCACCGUCAUUAUCCUCGUCGCCUCUCAUCCCACCACCCUCGCCGCUCGUGGCAGCCCAAGGUUACACGCCCAAAGUCUCCUUUGACACGCUUGAGAAUCCUCAAGCAAGCAUGUUCUCAUACACCCUCCAUGUCCAAAGCGACGGAUACGCGCGUAAUCGCGGCACGCGGGUCUUCCUGUGCGCAACCAGUCCGGACGAAAGCGGCCGCCAAGCGCUCGACUGGGCGCUCGAGAGUCUCGUUCAGGAUGGCGACGAGCUCAUUGUGUUCCGCGGUGUCGACACUGACGAAUUGGAUAAGGACCAUGACCAGUAUCGUGAAGACGCACGCGAGCUGAUGCGAGUCAUACAGGAGAAGUGCGUUGAAUACGAUCCUGAACGGAAGCUUUCGAUAAUCGUCGAGUACAUUGCGGGUAAAGUACCUCAGACGAUUGAUCGUCUGAUCUCACUCUAUCGCCCUGAUUCUAUCGUUGUGGGUACGCGAGGCCAGCGAGGUAUGAUGCAAGCAUGGGGUGCCGCGUUCGGUACGCCAGGACGGAUAGGAAGUGUCUCUAGGUGCCUGUCUUGUCUCAUAUACUUCAACUUUACCUAA
Fibroporia radiculosa is the source of this 810-nucleotide messenger RNA. RefSeq lists its product as uncharacterized. The record is from RefSeq and is a predicted model, not a curated record. NCBI's taxonomy places the organism in Eukaryota, Fungi, Basidiomycota, Agaricomycetes, Polyporales, Fibroporiaceae. The transcript is spliced from 3 exons. The coding region runs from base 1 to 810 and encodes 269 amino acids.